Molecule: messenger RNA, 2331 nt
Organism: Cryptococcus deneoformans JEC21
Lineage: Eukaryota; Fungi; Basidiomycota; Tremellomycetes; Tremellales; Cryptococcaceae
Product: heterotrimeric G-protein GTPase, putative
Exons: 11
Coding region: 1049-2125 (358 amino acids)
Biological process (GO): G protein-coupled receptor signaling pathway; Rho protein signal transduction
Cellular component (GO): heterotrimeric G-protein complex
Molecular function (GO): guanyl nucleotide binding; GTPase activity; G-protein beta/gamma-subunit complex binding
Source: RefSeq, a predicted model, not a curated record
CUAGUCUUUAUACAUUGUUCACUUUUAUUUUCCUUCAUCCGUUUUUCGUCGUGCUGUAACGUUGCCACGUGCAAGAAGAGUCACGACUUGUACGCGUAAACCUUCCUUUCCGAUACCGGCUCAUCGACCGUGUACGGCCUCGCCUCCAAUUCCAGAAUCAGACACAAGAGCGAGCUCUACUCUGAAUCAUUUGACGCGUCCCCACUCCGCCAUCAUCCGCUGCAAGCCAACAGCACUUGCCACUGCCAUCGCCAUCAGUCCAUACCGGGGCCAUCGGGACCCAUCUUCUCAAUCACGGAUCUCUUUCCCUCCGACAUCCAGCUCCGUUCUCUGCCACUGUCACUCUCACUCGUCCUCACCUUUCAGCUAGGGCAAAGGCGUCAAUUAUUGCCACCACCGCCUUAGAGUUAGAAGCUUGGAAUAAUAACCAAGAUAACAAGGAUCGAUUAUACACGGUAUACCUGCACGUCGCUUUUGCGCGCCUGAGAGUUAUUUUAGGAACCCGAAAGGCUGGCUUACAAUACACAUUGCCGGGUGAUCUACCUUAUCUUCGUAUUUUAUAACCUUUUUCCGAGCAUCAGACGAACACAGGAAUCACGCACGGUACUCUGUCCCCAGUUAUCAGCUACGCAUCUCUCAUCUCAAGCCGUGUUCGGAAAAUAGGGAAACGCAACACGAUCUCGGACAAAAAACAUUACCGACACACACACACACACUCACACCUGGCGCACUUCACGUUCCGAAUUUCUAUUGUCUACUGUCCGAACGCCUAUUGUCUUUGCGUCACGCACGACCGAUUAAGCCCUAGGUGCGAUAAUAACUGGAUCCUCGGUAUUCUCUUCUGCUUGAAUCACUUUAUCCCUCAGCAUUCUCUCUCGCCUCUGGUGCCAUCCGAAAGACAUACCAGUUUCCCGACAAUACUGUCUACGCGUCAAGCAGAAAAGCAUUCCCCGUUUUGCACAUCUUCAAAGCUAGUGCCACGCCGAGUAAAUUCGUGAUCCAUUCAUCACCAACUGCGCAUACCAGCAACGACCAACUUUCAGACGAGAUGGGUGGAUGUAUGUCUUCGCCCACGACUGGCGAUCCCGUAGCCGAGGCACGUAGUAAAGAGAUUGACCGAGCUUUGAAGGAAGAUGAGAAACGUAUGGCGAAAGAAGUCAAGCUGCUAUUGUUGGGAGCAGGAGCGAGUGGAAAGUCGACAAUCUUGAAACAGAUGCGUCUGAUACAUGACAAACCGUUUGAAUCAAAUGAGGUCGAGGACUACCGGAAACUCACAUUUUCUAACAUUGUCGGUGGCAUGCGCGCCAUCAUCGAUGUGAUGGACGAACUAGGCCUUGCCGUCCAACCCGAAAACCGCAGAUACAUCUCCCUCGUCGACGCCGAACCACCUAUAAAUACCAAUGAACCGUACCCCAUCAAGUACCUCACCGCCCUCAAAAGUCUUUGGGCAGACCAGAAUGUACAGGAAUGUUACAAGCGAGGAAAUGAGUUUGCUUUGGCAGAGAAUAUGCCGUACUUCUACGCCGAUUUGGAUAGAUUGUUUGCACAAGAUUUUAAACCGAGUAGUGAUGAUAUAUUAAGGGUUAGAAGUAAGACAACAGGUAUCACGGAGACAAGAUUCCCUAUUCACGACGUAGUGUUUAGACUAUUUGAUGUAGGUGGUCAGAGGUCAGAAAGACGGAAGUGGGCGUCAUGCUUCGAGGACGUUACAGCCAUUUUGUUCCUUGUAGCUCUUUCAGAUUACAAUUCGUGCCUGAUAGAAGACCGAGAAUCGAAUGGUAUGCAAGAAGCUCUCAUGCUGUUUGAUUCUAUUUGUAACUCCCAAUGGUUCACCAAGUCAUCAAUCAUUCUAUUCCUCAACAAGGCCGAUCUUCUCCAAGCCAAAAUCCAAGACCCAAGUCAGCAGAUCCAGGAAUAUUUCCCCGAAUUCGAGGGCCAGCCCUACUCCUUCCAGGAUGCAGUCGACUUCUUCAAGAUCAAGUUUAGGUCGUUGAAUAGGACAUCGAAGAAGGAAAUUUAUUGCCAUGUGACGACGGCGGUGGAUAGGCAGAAUGUCAAGGUUGUAAUGACUGCUUGUCAAGAUACGAUCUUAAAAAAUGCUCUGAGAGAUAUGGCUAUUCUAUAAUGUCUUUAGAAAAGGUAAUGCGGGACUAUGAACAAGGGAAAUAAAGCAGUAUAUUGUCUCUCUGUGGCUCGAUUUUCUCUUUAUCAGUAUAUAUUCGUCUGUUUCUUUAUCUACUUUAACACAAGUAGUUGGGAUUUUUGUGGAGUUGUCUGUACACAUAUACCCGCAUGGGGGUUUCGGCUUUCUGCUCUAUUAUCCUAUCUGAU